Aricia agestis (brown argus) is the source of this 1236-nucleotide messenger RNA. RefSeq names its product prostaglandin reductase 1-like. The transcript is spliced from 3 exons. Bases 37 to 1161 code for a protein of 374 amino acids. The record is from RefSeq and is a predicted model, not a curated record. Lineage: Eukaryota; Metazoa; Arthropoda; Insecta; Lepidoptera; Lycaenidae. Gene Ontology annotation, biological process: prostaglandin metabolic process. Gene Ontology annotation, molecular function: 15-oxoprostaglandin 13-reductase [NAD(P)+] activity; 2-alkenal reductase [NAD(P)H] activity. Gene Ontology annotation, cellular component: cytoplasm.
CAAAGUUUCAAACGAAGACGGAAGACCUCCCUAAAAAUGAACAAUUCACUGAUGACUUUUGUGAGAAAUGGCCACUUCCAAAACUGUUUGAAAUGCUCCAUUGCUGCUGUACAGCCUGGAAAUCGGUCCUUCCAUACUUCCAAUCCUGAGAGGCAAAUCGCAAGAAAGUAUGUAGUGAAAAACUAUUUCCAAGGACCUCCGAAGAGAUCCGACUUUGAUAUCGUCGAGCACGAGCUCCCAGCGUUGAAAGACGGAGAGAUCCUGGUUAAAGCAGAACUGAUCAGCGUCGACCCUUACCAGAGAGCAUACAACUUGAGGAGCAAGCUACCCUACACCCAAUAUGGGUACCAGUUGGGUGUGGUCCAAGAAAGCAAGGAUCCAAAUCACCCAGUCGGAAGCAGAGUAAUCUCGCUCAAAGGCUGGCGAGACUACAGCGUGAUCAACACAAGUAGCCAUCCCUUUUCGGACUUCUACAAGCUCCCCGACUUACAAGGUCUUCCAAAUGAGUACGCCAUGAGCGCAGUCGGCAUGAUUGGAGCGACAGCCUACUUCGGUCUCCUGGACAUUUGCAAGCCGAAAUCUGGCGAAACCGUUGCAGUGACCGGUGCUGCUGGCGCAGUGGGCACCAUAGUAGGACAAAUCGCCAAAGUCAAAGGAUGCAAAGUCAUCGGAUUCGCCGGAUCAGAUGACAAGGUGGAAUUCUUGGAGAAAGAACUGGGCUUUGAUAAAGCAUUUAAUUAUAAAACAGCUAACAUCGGUUCAGCACUGAAAUCCGCUGCCCCCGAAGGGAUAGAUUGCUAUUUCGACAACGUCGGUGGUGAAAUAAGUAGCACCAUUAUUGGGAGGAUGAGGAACUUUGGAAGAGUCGCUAUUUGCGGCAGCAUUAGCUCCUACAACGAGGAUCCUAGGAAAAUGCCCAAAGCAACAAUUCUUCAGCCGAGUUUGGUGUUCAGACAACUAAAAGUCGAAGGGUUUCUGGUGCAGAGAUGGGCCGGACCGGAAAAUCGUUGGCCCGAAGCUUUCGCUGAUAUCACGAAAUGGAUCAAAAACGGACAGAUGAAAACGCACCAUCAUGUCACAGAAGGAUUUGAGAAUAUUUUCGAUGCAUUCACAGGUAUGCUAGAAGGUAAAAAUACAGGAAAAGCCAUUGUAAAGGUCUAAAAAUAUCGUGCCUGAUUUAAAAAACGCGAAUAACAAGACUGAUGUAAGUGAAUAAAUUACUUUUUAUAGAAUCGU